AUGCCCCCUUCCAAAGGAUUAAAAACGUGGCUACGGCCCAAAUCAAAACGAGAACAACAGCCUACUGAAACGCCUCAAGAACAAGAAGAACGCGAUCUACAACGUGCGAUUGCAUUAAGUCAACAGUCAUUACAGGAAGAGAAUGAUCAGCGUGCGCGACUCGAGUUAUUAGCCGAGCGCACGCUACAUUUUAAACCCAUGGAGCUCCAUCGACACCAUGAUCAACUCUCCAUCGCCAAUGGAGAAGAAAACGAUCAGUUUGUGACAUUAUCGAAUCGUGUCACUGUCAAAAAAGAAAAGGCUUCUUCUCCUUCGCCACCCACGCCUUCACGAGAACGACAACGAAGAAAAGAUAAACAAAAGCAACAGCAAGGACACGAAGAAAAAGAACGGCCAUUAUCAACACCACCAGCACCACGUUCUAGACAAGAAGAAGUGGAAGAGGAAAUUGUGUUUGAUACGGCCGACAUUGAUGCAUGGUUAGCGGAAGACAGCAAUAACAACGAUUACGACUAUGAGUACAAUUCAGAAACAGAUCCACUUGCGUCUAGUCCUCCUUCGCCUUAUUUCCAUGAUUUUGGAACUGAGAAACUUGAUGACAGUCGGACGGUUAUUGAACAGUCUGCUGAACAGUCUGCUAAAGAAGAAGAAGAAGAAGAAGACGACGACGAUUAUGAGGAUGAGGAUGUGGAACUAGAAUUGUCAUUAUGUCCGUUAUGUCGUGAGCCAGUCCCACAUGCCAUGUUAUAUCAACAUACGCUUGGUUGCUCGGGUGGAGUUGACAAUGCUGACGACGCUGCCAUCACCAACAUGAGCAGUAGCAGUAACAAGCACAGGCGACACAUCAGCAGCACGUCUACAACAACAAUGCCAACCGAAGCAGAACGAGAGAAUUUGAGAAAACAUAAAGCAUCAAAAUCAAUGGCUGCAGGUGUCUUGCAGGAACAAAAAAGACACAAAAGUUUGAACACAAGCGCCACCUCGGCAAGAAGAUCUCACGACCAUUAUUCACCACAUGAUGCCGAGUUAGAAGGACAGUUUGACACUGCCGGCUUUGGGGGAAACGUGUCUGGACUCAGUUGGGAAUCCCGAGGGCAGGCCCGUUAUCGAUGA
Molecule: messenger RNA, 1113 nt
Organism: Zychaea mexicana
Lineage: Eukaryota; Fungi; Mucoromycota; Mucoromycetes; Mucorales; Lichtheimiaceae
Exons: 3
Coding region: 1-1113 (370 amino acids)
Source: RefSeq, a predicted model, not a curated record